Coccidioides immitis RS is the source of this 2632-nucleotide messenger RNA. RefSeq names its product sucrose transporter. The transcript has 7 exons. The record is from RefSeq and is a predicted model, not a curated record. Lineage: Eukaryota; Fungi; Ascomycota; Eurotiomycetes; Onygenales; Onygenaceae. Gene Ontology annotation, molecular function: sucrose:proton symporter activity. Gene Ontology annotation, cellular component: membrane. Bases 1 to 1728 code for a protein of 575 amino acids.
AUGGAUGGGGACGCCCUCCAUCAAGGGGCGGACAGAGUCCCAGCGCAUGGCUCUGUUGACUUUCAGCUUGGUUGGACUACAGUGCAUUGCACGCCGUAUCUCCUUCAGCUCGGGUUAACGAAGUCACGCACGUCGCUCGUAUGGAUAGCUGGCCCGCUUUCGGGCUUAAUAAUGCAGCCGUUGGUUGGAGUAAUAGCUGAUCGUUCGACGUCGAAAUGGGGUCGCCGACGACCGUUUAUGAUCGGGGGUUCUCUGGUAGUUGCGCUCUGUCUCUUCGUGCUCGGAUGGACAACCGAGAUUGUUUCGAUCUUUAUAAGCGAUACACAAUUGAGAAAGUCAGUGACGAUAAUGGUAGCGGUUUUAAGCAUUUAUGCCACUGACUUCGCCAUAAAUGUUGUUCAGGCAUGUUGCCGGAGUUUAAUAGUGGAUACACUGCCCAUCCCCCAGCAGCAACUGGGGUCUGCUUGGGCAAGUAGGAUGACUGCGGUGGGAAGCCUUAUUGGCUAUGCAAUUGGGUCUGUCGACAUGCUGAGCAGAUUUGGCACCACGCUUGGAAAUACUCAAUUCAAGCAAAUGACGGUGAUAGCUGCCCUGUCACUCAUCACAGCAGUAUCUGUCACCUCGUACGCCGUUAAAGAGAGAGUCUUAUUAUCCGUCAGAGAUACGGAUAGUCGAGCCGGCGCGAUCAAAAUACUCUCUCAGCUAUUUAGAACCACUUUUAAUCUGCCACCUCGAAUCAAGGCGAUAUGCUGGGCGCAAUUCUGGGCUUGGAUUGGUUGGUUUCCAUUCCUUUUCUAUAGCAGCACCUGGGUUGGAGAGACAUAUUUUCGAUAUGAAGUGCCAAAAUCUGCCGUUGAACAGUCAAAAGAUACACUUGGCGAGGUUGGUCGCCUGGGGAGUCUGUCACUCGUAAUAUUCUCCAUGAUUACGUUGGUUAGCUCCGUUGUGCUUCCGUUUGGGGUCCUCUCACCGGAAAACAAAAGAGGGCGAUUCACUCCACGGCCGCCUCGGGGUGUCGUCCGUCUCCUCAAAAAGAUCGCUUUUGUCCGGCCGGAUUUGCAGACAGCGUGGAUGAUGUCGCACAUCAUCUUCGCUGCAACAAUGAUAUUCGCGCCAUUGGCAAAAUCGGUUCGAUUCGCGACGUUCCUCGUAGCCAUUUGCGGCAUUCCAUGGGCUGUUACUAGCUGGGCUCCUUUUGCUUUCAUGGGAGUUGAAAUCAAUCGGCUGGCCCUAUCCUCUACGUCACGGAAUUCCACAGUUACCAUGAUAACCUCUGCAGGAGCGAGCAACAGACAUAGUGCCUACCUACCCCUUGAAACCACGGACGGUAACAAUUCCGAUCUAGAAUUCGAUAACGCCAGUGUCCUUCGGCUCAACCACCGUCAUGAUGGAGACAGCGAUUUCGAGAGUGACGUAGAAGACGAUGAAUCCGCGUCCACUGGCGAAUUGGCCGGAAUAUACCUCGGCGUCCUCAACGUGUACACUACUCUUCCUCAGUUCGUGGGCACGUUUAUUAGCUGGAUCGUCUUCAGCAUUCUAGAACCGAAUAGAUCAUCGACACAGAGCGAACCAGAGCUCAAGGCCAAGGAGACGACCAAUUCAAAAGAAGACCAAUGGAUGAAUCUCAAUGCUGAGGGACCAAAUGGGAUUGCGAUGUGUUUGUUUAUUGGUGCGAUAUGUGCGAUGGUCGCGACCGAAGCCACAAGGAGGUUGAAGCAUGUCCGAUGAAUAGCCCCUUCAAGGCUACGAAGGCUUCUUCAGUAUGGUGCUCUACCGAUGGGGAACUGUUAAGCCGGUUCCCGUGUUUUAAUAUACAUAACCUGACCACUUGGCCUUACAUUCAAGGGCAGGGAGUCCGUACUAUUCAAGGUAUUUCCCCAGCUAUACCUAACCAGCCAUCAAGAUAUAGACUCUUUUUAACAAGACAUGUGAGGUCCUCUGAUGAUUCUAUGUGAAAUCGCUUUAUUCCUUUUUAAUGUGAAUGUUGAAUUUCAAUCUCUGAAGCCCACAAUAUGCUUGUUUUACAGUCAUUCUGACGAGAACGCCCUGGGAAAACUGGUAUUUUGGAUGUACUGUACAUUUAAUACAACUUACAUUCGGAAUGUCGUUGCACCCUCGAUACUGAGCCGUGACUCGGGAUUGGGAGAUUCUGGCAAGCAGGUAUAAACGGAGCAAUCUUCCCGAUAGGUUUCACGGAUGCGCUUUUUGUUCACCCGAAACUGAGAGAAUCUAUCAUCAUCCGCCGACCGGCGGUUCCCAAACGAAUCCAUGAAGUAUAGGCUCGGAAGCCCGUUAUCAAAAUCAAGCCGGUCUCCUCUUAACGAACUGCUCUAGGUCUUCCUUCGUUGCAACCCCAAGCACGAAUUUCCUGCUCGCAUCCGUCACCACGGCAAAGUCCUGCUUUUCUCUCUUCUCUCCACCACCCAUGUCUCCUUCAAAAAAUCUCUCCAAUUCCUCUAACGGCGUGUCCAUCGUGAUAACCUUGUAAACAUGCCCUUUCCUUCUGAAUCUGUGCAUGGCUUUCUCUACGGGAUCGGAUUCGGUGACGGUGCCAUCUUUAAGUAAGGAUUUUAACCGCGGGAUGCUGAGGUAGCCAAGGAGAGAGCGGGACGUGGAGGAGAUUACAGUGAGG